AUUAAAUUGCUUUUAAUUAAAUAUUUAAUACAAGCUAGCAAGCAAAUUUAGUAGAGAAUGAUAGACGCUACUUCAAGAAAUUGUAGAUUGUCCAUUUAUAAGUCAGAUUUUGAAUUAAACAUAAAUGAAGAAGGAAAUAUAGUUAGGUCAUGCUAAAGUGCAGGCUUUUAGCUAUUAAUGAAGCAGGCUAAGGCUAAUUAUGGUAUCAGAAGCGGUCGAUUUAUGUUUGAAAUAAAAAUUAUCCGCUAUUUAGAUCCUGAAGAAUUCAAAGGAUUUAAUGCUUUAGCUAAGAAUUAAAUUAUAAACGACAGUUUGAAGGAAUCUAAACAUUUAGUAAGAGUAGGAUGGUCUACUUAAUAUGCAAAAACAUCUACGGCUUUAGGCGUUGAUUACGAUAGCUGUGGCUAUGAAAACUCAGGAACUAGAUACUAUGCAGGAAAUUAUAAAAAAUAUGGAGAAACCUUUGGGCCUGGUGAUGUUAUUCGUUGUUGUAUUGACUUAGAAGGUUAAAAUAAGAGCUUUUCAUUUUACAAAAAUGGUUAGUUCUAGGGUAUAGCUUAUAGGAUAUCAAAUAAAUAAAAUGACAAAGCUUAUUUCCCUUCUGUUAAUAUUCGUAAUGCAGAAAUUAUGUUUAACUUUGGAAAUAAUCAAGAUGAAUUAUUUCCUAUUAAACCUGAAGGAGCUCUUAGCAUAACUGUGAUAUAACCAGGAGCAGUUAUGCCUAUUCAUUAAAAUCCUGCAUAAGUAUAGUAACCACUUGUUACAUACCCGGGAUAACCCUAGGCUUAAACCUCCAACCCAUAUAUUGCUCCAACUGUUGCUCCGUAAACAAAUUUACCUGCAGGAUAAUAUAUUGUUCCACAAACUACUGCUUAAAAUCAAUAUGUAAAUCAUCAUGCCCAACAACCUAUUCCCGCAACUGGAGCUCCUGUAGCCUAAUAGAACCCAUAUGCAUAUGGUUAGUAAGCUGCUUAUUAGUAAUAGCCUUACGUACACCAAUAAUACCCAUAAUAGCCUUACAUCUAGUAAUAACCAUAUCAAUAACAAGAGUCUGCAAAAGUCUCAAUUCCUAAUGCUUAAAAUCUUGUUAGUAAAGAAGAAAUUAAAAUAUCUUAAUACAGUUUCAUUCACCUAGCUUCUGAUAGUCAAAAAGAAUAUGAAUAAAUUUAAAUUCUAGAAUAAUACGAAGCUAUUUUUAUGGUGGGACUACCUGCAUCUGGUAAAACCACAUUUGCUCAAUAAUAUGUAAAAAAAAACCAAGACACAAUUUUACUCGGUUCAUUUGAAAUAUUUGAGCAUAUUGUUAAUAAUAUUUAGGUUUAACAUCUUAAUUAGAAUUUAACUUUGUUAAUGGAGAUAUGCAAUCAUAUUAUGGAAAAAAGCAUGAAGUUAAUUGCUAGACUGCAGAAGAGAAGCGUUCUAAUUGAUUAAUGCAAUGUACUCCUUAAGGCUCGUUUAAAAAAAUUGAAAAUCUUUAAGAAUUUUGUGAGAAAAGCAUUUGUGUUGGUGGUCAGUGAUAGCGAUUAGAGAAAACGUAUGCUUAAAAGGGAAAGACAGAUAUUAAAUUAAUGCUAGAUGUAUCCUAAGUUAUGUUUGGAAAGUUUCAGAAAUUUGUAAGAGAAUUUUGUUAUGCCAACUAAAGAAGAAGGUUUUGCUGAAAUUUAGUAUUUGGAAAUUGAAGAAGAUAUAGCCUAAAGAGUCGCAUUGAUGAAUAACCUUAUUGUUGUUAAUGAAGUACAUCCUUUAUUAAAACCAUAUGAUUUCAAGAGAGUGAAAGCUUUAAAAGAGGCUCAAGAAAAGCUAAAAAUGUAGUAGCUUUAGUAGCCUUAGUAAAGAGGUAUGCCAGUGGUUUAAUAAUAGCAAUAACAAUAAUUAUAAGCACCACAACAGUAAUAACAACAACAGCAGCAAUACCAAUAGCAAUAGCAAUAAUAAGCGGGAUCAACAGGAAAUAAUUAAUAAACCUAAUAAAGCGAAAUUGGAUAAAACAAAAGCCAAUCAAAUCAAAUUCAAUUUAUUACUUAAAAUAACGCAGAGCAGCAGCAACCUAAUUAAAAUGAAUCUGAAAACAAGCAAGAUUAGGAACAUGAUUAAUAGGAUGAAGAAAUGAAUAACUCUUAAGAAGAAUAUUAAAACAAUCAAUAAGAAAACUACGAAAAUGAAAACUCUUAGGAUUAGGAUGGAUACGACCAAGAACAAGAGUACAGCAAUUAAUAUUAAGAAAAUUCAGGAUAAAAUAACUCAAAUCAUGAUGAAAAUGAAAACCAGGGUUAAGAAUAAGAUCAGCAGAAUGAAGAUGAAAUGGUAGAAGAACAACAAAACGAAUGA
This is a messenger RNA of Tetrahymena thermophila SB210, 2328 nucleotides long. RefSeq names its product SPRY domain protein. The transcript is spliced from 8 exons. NCBI's taxonomy places the organism in Eukaryota, Ciliophora, Oligohymenophorea, Hymenostomatida, Tetrahymenidae. Gene Ontology annotation, molecular function: protein binding. The record is from RefSeq and is a predicted model, not a curated record.